This is a messenger RNA of Daldinia vernicosa, 2392 nucleotides long. Its product is annotated as Mpp10 protein. Lineage: Eukaryota; Fungi; Ascomycota; Sordariomycetes; Xylariales; Hypoxylaceae. Gene Ontology annotation, cellular component: nucleus; Mpp10 complex; small-subunit processome. Gene Ontology annotation, biological process: rRNA processing. The coding region runs from base 111 to 2357 and encodes 748 amino acids. The record is from RefSeq and is a predicted model, not a curated record. The transcript has a single exon.
GUUUUUCUGAACCGGUCAAUUUUUCUCAAUUCGCCGAACCAUUGAUUAAAGAGAAGUCCAGUAUUUAUUUAUUUAUAUUCAUCCUCCCCUCCUCGCUGGAGGAACAAGCAAUGGCGGGGCCUGAUAGCACUACGUCUUCCAUGACCUCAACUUCACAUACUUUAACACAUGCGCCAUCAGUAGGAUUUUUAUCUUCUUUUGUCGACCCCUCAAGACCAUCUAGCGCCGUAGAGAUGCUGGAACUUUUCGAGGCUAUCAAAUCCAGCAACCGGCAUAGCUUCCUACAACCAGCCUCUGCAAUCCCGAAUGCUUCGUUGCAGCUUGCGAAGGCCACACUCGAUGCAUAUGCUGGGCAAAUAUGCGACGAACAACAGCAGCGCCAAAGGGAAGACAGCAAGAAGCGGAAACGGGCUGAGAACGGACUAGGCAAAGGCGAAAUACUAAAGAUCAGGAAGCUUCACGUCGAUGGGUUCGAAAGUGGUCAAGUUUGGCAACAGGCAAGAAGAAUUAUCACAAGCGCACUGCAGGAUUCGAAAAGUGCACUCCAAGAAUUAGAAGAUCAGAAGAAACUCCAGAUGAACGGCAUCAACGGAGAUGCGCAUAUCGGUAUCGACCAACCGGUUGGGGACGUCCCUAACGGGGAUUCAGCUGACUACGAGUCUGCCUCCGAGAUCGAAGAUUCAGAAGGAGUUAUAGAAGAUUCCGAGGAAGAUGAGGAGAUAGACGAGGAAGACCUCGAGGAUGAUGCCGAAUUAUCAGAGAAUGAUAUGGAGGGGGGUCUGGAAGACGUCGAUGAGGAAGAAGAUGAGGUCGACGAUGAAGAUGAGCCCGAAGAGGCCUCGCAAGAGCUGGUUGAAGAUCCAAACGGUCUGAACGAUGGUUUCUUUUCUAUCGAUGAAUUCAACAAACAGACCCAAUUGUUUGAGGAUGCGGAUGCCCGAGGAGACCCGGAUGUCGAUCGUGCAAGCGACGACGAUGAGGUAGAUUGGCAUGCUGACCCACGCUCCAUAAAGCCCUCCAGUAACGGAAAGGCGCGUAAGAAACCUACUGAUGACGUUGAUGACGAGAUGCUUUCUGAUAUCGAAGACGAUGAGGAAGAUGGGGGACCAACCUUCGGUAACAUGGAUCUAGAUGCGCCAGAAGGAGAGAGCGAAGAAGAAGGCGACGAAAUGGAUGGUGAAGAUGAUUCAAACGCUAACGAGAUCUAUUAUAAAGAUUUCUUCGCCCCUCCGCAGCGGAAGGGGGCUAAAAACAGCAAAGCCAAGCAGUUCAGGGAGCCUCGGCCGACAAGACCAGACGACAACGACGUUGACCGAGCAAUGGCGGAUGUCCGGCGAGAUUUGUUCGAAGACGAAUCAGAGAGAGAAGAUUCGGAAGAUGCUCUUUCUGACGCUUCUGCGGGCGACCCUAAAUCCAGGAAAUCGGCACACGAAAGGCGGCAGGCCAAGCUAGCAGAAGAGAUUCGGCAGCUUGAAGCUGCAAAUGUAGCUAAGAGGCAAUGGGCUAUGUCUGGAGAAGCUAAAGCUGCUGAUAGGCCGAUGAACUCUUUAUUAGGGGAGGACCUCGACUUUGAGCACGUGGGCAAGCCUGUACCGGUCAUUACGGCUGAAGUGAGCGAGAGCAUUGAGGAUAUGAUUAAACGUCGUAUUCUAGCCCAAGAAUUUGACGAAGUCAUUAAACGACGCCCUGAUGCCUCUGAGUUCUCGUCCAAUACUAGACGAGGACUUGUCGAUCUGGACGACACCAAAGCUAAACAGUCGCUUGCGGAGAUCUACGAGGAGGAACACGUCAAGAACGCAAAUCCAGAUUCUUACGUGAGCAAAGCUGACGAGAAACUUGGAAAAGAAGAGAAGGAAAUUGAGCAGAUGUGGAAGGAAGUUAGCGCAAGCCUCGAUGCUCUCACUAGCUGGCACUACAAACCUAAGCCCGCCGCACCCUCACUUACAGUCGUAUCGGAUGUAGCAACGAUUAGCAUGGAAGACGCUCAACCGACGACCUCUCAGGGCGUUAGCGGUGGUGACCAUACUCUGGCACCACAAGAAAUCUAUAAGGCUGGCAAGGACACUGCUGAAAAGGGUGAGGUGGUUGCCAAGAGCGGUUUACCUGUUGCUAAGGAAGAGAUGAGCAGAGAGGACAAGGUUAGAAGACGCAGGAGAGAGAAGGAAAGGAUACGGAAGGCUGGCGGCCUCGAAGAUAAGAAGCCUAAGAGCGCGAAGGCCCAAGCACAAAAACAGACUCUUGGUGAUCUCAAGCUGGGCGGUGUCAAGGUUAUCAACAAGAAGGGCGAGAUUGUGGAUAUGGAAGGUAAUAAGGCAAAGGCGGCUAAGGUUGCGUCGAGUAGUAGCUUCAAGCUUUGAUACUAGCUUUGUGAAUAUUAAUUAUAUUAAAUUUG